Arabidopsis thaliana (thale cress) is the source of this 1374-nucleotide messenger RNA. It is a transcript of the gene MYB11, whose product is annotated as myb domain protein 11. The record is from RefSeq and is marked reviewed. Gene Ontology annotation, cellular component: nucleus. The transcript has 3 exons. Bases 129 to 1160 code for a protein of 343 amino acids. Lineage: Eukaryota; Viridiplantae; Streptophyta; Magnoliopsida; Brassicales; Brassicaceae.
AUUUAAUACUAAACCAAUCACUUUUUGUUGUGUCGUCACUUUACUUCUCUUUAAAUAAUCUCUUUCUCUAGUGAUUGACUUUAGGAACAAGUGAAGUGAGUGAUUUUUAAUAAUCGCCGGCCGAGAGAAUGGGAAGGGCGCCGUGCUGUGAGAAGGUAGGAAUUAAGAAGGGGCGCUGGACGGCGGAGGAAGACCGGACUCUCUCCGACUACAUUCAGUCCAACGGCGAAGGAUCAUGGCGUUCUCUUCCCAAAAAUGCCGGGCUAAAGAGAUGUGGAAAGAGCUGUAGAUUGAGAUGGAUAAACUAUUUGAGAUCAGACAUCAAGAGAGGAAACAUAACUCCCGAAGAAGAGGACGUCAUUGUUAAACUGCAUUCCACUUUGGGAACCAGGUGGUCAACAAUUGCGAGCAAUCUACCGGGAAGAACAGACAACGAAAUAAAAAACUAUUGGAAUUCUCAUCUCAGCCGUAAACUCCACGGUUACUUCAGAAAACCAACUGUCGCCAAUACCGUCGAGAAUGCGCCUCCGCCUCCUAAGCGUAGACCUGGAAGAACCAGCAGAUCCGCCAUGAAACCCAAAUUUAUCCUAAACCCUAAAAACCACAAAACCCCUAAUUCUUUUAAAGCAAACAAAAGUGACAUCGUUUUGCCAACUACGACAAUAGAGAAUGGAGAGGGAGACAAAGAAGACGCAUUAAUGGUGUUGUCAAGUAGUAGCUUAAGUGGAGCAGAGGAACCCGGUUUAGGACCAUGUGGUUAUGGAGACGAUGGCGAUUGUAACCCAAGCAUUAAUGGCGACGAUGGAGCUUUGUGUCUCAAUGACGACAUUUUCGAUUCUUGUUUUCUAUUGGACGACUCUCAUGCUGUCCACGUGUCCUCAUGUGAGUCGAACAACGUAAAAAACUCUGAGCCAUAUGGAGGGAUGUCAGUUGGGCACAAAAAUAUCGAAACGAUGGCUGAUGAUUUCGUUGACUGGGACUUUGUAUGGAGAGAAGGUCAAACCCUUUGGGACGAAAAAGAGGAUCUUGAUUCGGUUUUGUCGAGGCUGUUAGAUGGAGAGGAAAUGGAAUCUGAGAUCAGACAAAGGGACUCCAACGACUUUGGAGAACCGUUGGAUAUUGACGAAGAAAACAAGAUGGCUGCUUGGCUUUUGUCUUGAAAGAUUUGACACCAUGCAUAUGCCUUUUUCUCCGUUAGAUUUUAGCAAAGACCCCACGUGGCAGGAUCUGGUCGGUUUGUCAAUAGAACAUGUUUGUCCCCUAGCGUUCGUUUUUUAGUUUUAAAUGUAUUUAUAUUCUUUUUUAUUUCUUUUCAUGUGUAAAUACGAUUUUGGCGGUGGCAAAUAAACAAAAUAAAGUCGAUCUUCUUAGUUC